Parasteatoda tepidariorum (common house spider) is the source of this 3534-nucleotide messenger RNA. The record is from RefSeq and is a predicted model, not a curated record. NCBI's taxonomy places the organism in Eukaryota, Metazoa, Arthropoda, Arachnida, Araneae, Theridiidae.
UGAUGGUGGCACUAACCUCGUCUCAGAUUUAGGAUCUUCAACUAUCGAAGGGGGAAAGGAUUUCUCUCUGCGAUUUCUCUCUGAACUCAACUAAAGAGUCGUCCGAAGAACCGUCUUCCUGCAGUUUUUCCUGCAACGCUCUCUCUUUCUCUCAGCUGUGGUUUAAACCAGUAAUACCAUGUCCACGACGGUGAAAACCACGAAAUACACCUACAAAUCAAGUACCGGUGGUGCGACCAGCGACGUCACCAUGGAGUACGGAACAGAUGUCGGUGCAUUUACACGUUUUGAGGACAAAAUUCGUCUGCUUCAAGAGGAUUUGGAAUUCGAAAGGGAACUCCGACAAAGAAUCGAACGCGAGAAAUCCGACUUAACUGUCCACUUGAUGCAGUUGACUGAAAGACUGGAUGAAGCAGAAGGUUCUUCAGAAUCACAGGGUCGAAAAAGAGAAACAAAAAUUUCAAGCAGAAGUAUAUGAUUUAUUGGCACAAGUGGAGAACGCCCACAAAGACAAGCUUAUAGCUCAGAAGACAGUUGAGAAGUAUGAGGUGACCAUCCACGAGAUGAACAUCCGUAUCGAGGAGUUGAGCCGAUCCGUUACAGAAAUCACAGCUCAGAGAUCGAGACUGAGCUCAGAGAACUCAGAUUUGAUGAAGGAAGUGCAAGAAUAUAAAAUGUCACUCGACAAUGUGAAUCACAUCAAGUCUCAAUUGGCAUCUCAACUGGAAGAUCUGCGAAGGAAACACGAAGACGAAGAAAGGAGACGCUCCAUGUUGGAACAAACAGUCCACACCUUAGAGAUGGAUGUAGAGUCCUACAAAGUACAUUUGGAUGAAGAGUCUGAGUUGAGGAUUGACAUCGAAAGGCAAUUGGUGAAAGCAAACGGAGAGUGCGCCACCUACAGAACGAAAUAUGAAACAGAAUGCUUGGCUCAUGCUGAUGAAGUGGAAGAACUCAGACGUAAAAUCACCCAGAAGACUGCUGAAUAUGAAGAACAACUGGAAGCUCUCCUCAACAAAUGCAGCUCCCUCGAAAAAGCAAAGUCCAGACUGCAGAGUGAAGUGGAAGUCCUUGUCAUGGAUCUCGAAAAGGCAACCAGUCACGUGCAAGUCUUGGAGAAGAGGGUGGUCCAAGUGGAGAAGAUCAACGUUGAGUUGAAGACCAAAGUGGACGAGAUGACCAUCCUGUUCGAGACCUCACAGAGAGACCUCAAGAACAAGAUUGCCGAUCUCCAGAAGGCACAUCACGAGAUCGAGAAUCUCAAGAGUACCAUCGCCUCCCUCACACGAGAGAACAAGAAACUAGCAGGUCAGUUUCCCUUUUUUACAAUGCUACAGUAUUUGCGAUACACGGAAAAAGAAAAUUAUGAAAAUCUUAUGUUUGUAAGAUCAACAACCCUGGGGAGGGGUCUAAUCUGUAACUUAGCUAUCAUUGGGAUGACUUUAAGGCAGAACUGUGGUUGGUGUCUCCUUCUAAUGNAAAGUGGACGAGAUGACCAUCCUGUUCGAGACCUCACAGAGAGACCUCAAGAACAAGAUUGCCGAUCUCCAGAAGGCACAUCACGAGAUCGAGAAUCUCAAGAGCACGAUCGCCUCUCUCACACGAGAGAACAAGAAACUAGCAGCGUUGCUUCAGAUGGAGAUGAAAAUAAAAAAGAUGAUUCUUCUGAAUCUCAAUCGAAUCAGGACACAAUUUCGGACACUAUCGUGGUUAUUCAUAAGUGUGAAGAUUCGGAAGACGCAAAUGAAUCAUCACCAAUAGUCGAAUCCGCUGAAACCGAGGAAGUUGCUGGCGGUUACUCUAUUGUGUGCAGAAAGCAGAUGGCUAUUGAGAUCGAUCAAUUGAGUCAGCGCCUGGCUGAAGCUGAAGCUAAAGUGAAGACCGAAGUUGCCCGCAUCAAGAAGAAGAUGCAGGUGACCAUCACAGAACUGGAGAUGAGUUUAGACGUUGCCAACAAGCAGAACAUCGACAUGCAGAAGACCAUCAAGAUACAGUCUACCAAGAUCACGGAGUUGCAAGCUCAUUAUGAUGAUGUGAGCCGACAGCUGAAUCAAGCAAUUGAUCAAUUGGGAGUCUCUCAAAGGAGAAUCCAGGCUCUUAUGGCUGAACUGGAAGAGCUCAGAGUCUCUCUUGAAUCCACGUUGAGGGCGAAACGUGCCCUUGAGCAGUCCCUGGAUGAAUCACACUCCAAGAUCUCAGAACUGACCACCAUCAAUGUGAACUUGACCUCCUCAAAGAGUAAACUAGAGAAUGAAUUCCUCACUCUCCACAACGACUACGAAGAGAUAUCCAAGGAACUCAGGGUGUCGGACGAGCGUUACAACAGAACUGUAGUGGAAUUGAAAUCAACAAAAGAUCUUUUGAUCGAAGAGCAAGAGAGGAGCAUUAAGAUCGAAUCCAUCAAGAAGUCCCUGGAGGUAGAAGUGAGAACCCUGCAGGUCAGAAUAGAGGAAGUAGAGACGAAUGCUUUGGCAGGUGGAAGACGGGUCAUCAGCAAGUUGGAAUCCAGGAUUCGAGACAUAGAGUUGGAGUGUGAGGAAGAGAAGAAGAGACACUCAGAGACUGUGAAGAUGAUGAGGAAGAAGGAACACCGAGUGAAGGAGUUGCUGUUGCAGACAGAAGAGGAUCACAAGACAAUCACCAUGUUGAACGACGCCGUCGAAAAACUCACAGAGAAAGUCAAGGUCUACAAGAGGCAACUCAACGAACAGGAAGGAAUGACUGCCCAAAACCUGACCCGUGUCCGCCGCUUCCAGAGGGAAUUAGAGGCAGCAGAAGACAGAGCCGAUCAAGCAGAGAGCAACCUCUCCUUCAUUCGAUCUCGCCAACGGACCAUCGUGACCGGACCGGCAUCUGUCAGACAAGUCCUAGUGACCACCACCGAGGAAUCCAGCAGCAGUUCCACCAACUACUAAAUAUGAACUUUUUUGUUGAUGUCAUUUCUUGUACGUUAUCUCGUUAUGUUUCUUCAUAAAGUAGCUCAGCUAUAGAUCCUCGUCUGCCGUUUACAAUCAGGACCGGAUUUAAAUCUCAGUUACUUUAAUUUAAAAAAAUAAAUAAAAAAGUCAACGUUGUCAUAGUAUUAUUACUAUUUUGUUUGUUUUGUUAUCAAUUUAGAGUGAUAUUAGCAAAGUAUUGUCUGACGGUCGAUUUCAUUUAUUUAUAAAUAAACAAUUUCUUUUUUCUACAUGCGUUGGAUAUUUAACUGCUUUUGAGAAGUGUAUAAGAUAAACUUUUAUUUAAUUUGCAUGGCACACGUGAGCUUGUUAACUUUGCAAAUAAUAUUUAUGUACUCGGGUGCUUAACAAUUUUGCUUUUUUUUUCUCUCUCUCUCUUCUCAAUCAUGCGCAAACUAUUCCAUAUAAAAGAAAUGAGGUCAUUUUGUAACUGUAUCCCAGAAAGCAUUUUUCACUCUUGGCUAAAGAACAAAACCUGUAGUUAUAUCUGCUGUGCUUGAUAAUAUUAUGCAACCGCUUCUAUUAAUUGUCUUUCACUGGAAUAAAUUAUGAGAUGCAAUAAAAUGAUUUCUGUAGA